CGGACCAGUGAGCACGGGGGAAUGGGAUGCGGAUCCAUCUUUUUCCAUAUAGGAGCCCCCCCUGAGCUGAGUUCCUGAAAGUACAACCUGCGCAGGCCUCCAGCAGGUUGUGUGUGCAUGUACCUCUACCUUUGCUACCAGGAUAUGUCGGUAACAACCUGGUUUCCUCGAGCCCGGCUUCCCUUGAAGCUCUCACCAGCCAGCUCCUCUACCUAUAGCAUUUCCUAGCUGGCCAUCCCCGAGCGGUGAAGACACGGUUUCUUCCCAAUCCAGUGCCCUUUACCUCGUCGGCACCACCGCCAUCAUCGCCACCACCGAACAUGCCCGGAGACAUAGCGCAGCCCCUUCUGGGCAAGGUCCUCGUCGUCGGCGGCUGCGGCUUUCUCGGCCACCACGUCGUGGACCUGCUCCUGCGCGACUGGAGGUCCACCGUGUCCGUCGUCGACCUCAGGUGCCAGCGCAACCGUCGACCGGAUUCCGACGGCGUCACGUACGUGGAAGCCGACAUCACCGAUGUCGAUGGUCUGACUAAGAUCUUUGGGAAGCUCAAGCCCGACGUCGUCAUCCACACGGCCUCGCCGCCCGCCCAAGGCACCGGCGACGUCGCCAACGACCUGUUCCGGAAGGUCAACGUCGACGGCACCCGCGCCGUCGUCGCGGCCUGCCAGCAGAACGGGGUCAAGGCCUUGGUGUACACGAGUUCUGCCAGCAUACUGAGCGACAACAAGAGCGACCUGAUCAACGCGAACGAGGAGUACCCCGUCAUCCGGGGCAAGAUGCAGUCCGAGUACUAUUCCGAGACCAAGGCCGACGCCGAGAGUAUCGUGCUCGCCGCGAACCGAGCCGACGGUACCGACCUACUGACCGCGUCCAUCCGACCCUCGGGCAUCUUUGGGGAGGGCGACAUGCAGCUAGUCUACCAUACCAUCAAUAUCUAUCGCGGCGGGAAGGAUAUGGUGCAAGUCGGACCGAACGAGAACUUGUUCGACUUCACCUAUGUCCAGAACGUCGCGCACGCGCACCUCCUAGCGGCCCGGGCCCUGCUCGUAACGCAUACGGCGUCCACCGAACCCCUCGAUUACGAGAAGGUCGACGGCGAAGCCUUCCUCAUCACCAACGACAGCCCCGUCUACUUCUGGGAUCUGAUGCGGGCUAUAUGGCGCGAGGCCGGGUCGCAGAGGGGGACCAGCCACGUCUGGGCCAUGAGCCGGGACGUCGGCCUCCUGUUGGGGCUUCUGAGCGAAGUCGCCUUCGGCAUCAUGCGGAAGACGCCGACCUUCAACCGUCAACGCAUCGUGUAUAGCUGCAUGACAAGGUAUUACGAUAUCUCAAAAGCGAAGAGGCGUCUCGGCUACCGGCCUCUGGUGAGCUUGAGCGAGGGCGUCAAGAGGACGGUGAGGUGGUCGCUGGAGCAGGAGAAUAACGCGCCUCCUACGAAGUCGUGACGCACCUCACGUCGCGUGUGCUUACCUCGCACGAAAUGCACAUAUCGAACCGUGUCACUGGGAAGUUUCGUGUUCUACGCCAUUAUGAGAAGGGGGGGUCGAAAUAUACAGGAUCGGCAUCGUGGUAAUUCCCGACUCCAUGGGAGGGUCUGUUUUAAUAGCAAACAUUGUAGGCAGCCAGCCGCUGGCAAGUAAUAAUAUAUAAUUUACCGGUCAAACUAUAGA
This is a messenger RNA of Durotheca rogersii, 1670 nucleotides long. RefSeq names its product 3-beta hydroxysteroid dehydrogenase/isomerase family-domain-containing protein. Lineage: Eukaryota; Fungi; Ascomycota; Sordariomycetes; Xylariales; Xylariaceae. Bases 321 to 1445 code for a protein of 374 amino acids. The transcript has 2 exons. Gene Ontology annotation, biological process: steroid biosynthetic process. The record is from RefSeq and is a predicted model, not a curated record. Gene Ontology annotation, molecular function: 3-beta-hydroxy-Delta5-steroid dehydrogenase (NAD+) activity.